Brugia pahangi is the source of this 3414-nucleotide messenger RNA. The record is from the annotation of a GenBank genome assembly. Lineage: Eukaryota; Metazoa; Nematoda; Chromadorea; Rhabditida; Onchocercidae.
AUGUAUACACAAAAUGAGGAACAAUGGAAGGAAACAGAUGAUUUGGGCUGUAGCGAAUAUCGGCGACGUGUGACGCAUGAAGAUAUUUGCAAUUGCGACACUUCAUUACGAUCAUCAACGUCGCAAGAUUUGCGAAAAUCAACAGAUUAUUGCCCUGGAUACAACGAUUAUGCUACCAUACAUCCAUCAAAUCUUUGGUUUCAAAAUGACCUCAGAGGACGCAGUAGACAACGAUAUUGUCAAAAUUCAAAUAAUUGUUGCAAUUUCUGCGAUUGCUAUUGUCGCAAUCAACAACGCUAUCGUAAAAGUCGCAGUGAAGCAAUUCAUAAUCGUCGCAAACGUUGGAAUGCUUCUGAUUCAAUUCAUCAACAUUCAGAUCAAUUUGUGAAAAGUUCAGAAAAUCUUCCAACAUUAUCCACAAAAAAAUCAUCAAAUUUUCAAGCAAAUAAUACGAUCAAUCUCGACGAUAAUUCAAUACCAAUAACGAUGACAACGAUGACAACAACGAUGACAACAACGAUGACAACGAUGACAACAACGAUGACAACAACAACACCUUAUUAUGGGCCAUUUUUGGCUCGUAAAAUAAGAAUUACACCAGCAUUAAUUGAAAAAACACGAUCAUUUCAUGAAUGCUAUUCAUCGGAACGAAAAUAUUUCAAUGAAAUUAAAACAAAUGAUCAAUGUGAUAAUGUUAUCAAACAUUUAUCAGAUGUGACAACAACAAACAACAAAUCAGCAAUAUCUGAUGCAUCUCCGAAUAUUAUCACCAAACAUACAUGCAGUGAAUUUGAUGAAAUACCAUUAUAUGCAACAAAAAAUUCUAACAUUAACAAUGAAAUGAAUUCAUUAUCAGAAACAAAUUUAUCACCACUGAUAAGCAUUGAUAAAUUUGAGCAAAUAACAGGAAGAAAUACAAUUAUGGAUGAAAAUAAUUAUGCAAAUGGACGUGAAGCAUUAAUGGAAGGAUUGGCAUUGCUAAAAUAUCGAAUGAAAGAACACGAAAAACGAUUAAUAUUAUCGCAUCAAAAUAAUGAAAUGAAAUUAUAUUCAAAAAAAAAUUCCGAAAUUCGAGAAUAUUUGCAUGAAAAAAUGCAACAAUUUGCAAUAAAAAAAAUUGCAAAUUAUUGGUAUAAAAAAACAUUUAAAAAAUAUGAACAAAUGGAAAAAUUUUCACAAAAAUUACAUCCAUUAGUGAGCAUUGAUAAGCAAAAAAUUCACACUGAUAUAAUGAAAAUAAAAUCAAAAAAUGUUGAAAAUACCACAUCUAAUGCUAUUAUUGAUAAUUCUACUACUGAUAAUGAUAAUAAUGAUAAUAGUAAUCAAUCAGAAUUUAUCACGGAAAUACGUCAAGUACGAGAGAAAUUACGAAAAAUAUCUGAUAAUUCUACACUGAUUACUGAUAACAGAAAUAGAACAAAGAAUGAUAUAACAUCAAUUAAUGAAGUGAGUAAAAUUGGCGCAAAAGAAUUAUCACCAAAUUCGAAUGAAAUUUUCAGUUCAACUUAUUCAGCACAACAAUCAAUUGCUGAUAAUCAUAGUGGAAUUGAUAAAAAUUUUAAACAAUCUAAACUUGCACCAACUUUUCAUAUUACUGGUAAAACAGAAAGUAAACCACAGAAUACAGCAUUACCAACUGCGCCAACUGCUACCGCAAUUAUUACUUCAACUUUUGAUGAUGAAUCAUCGAAAUGUAAAUUAUCAUCGAUGUACAAUGGACGAAAAUAUGAAACAAUCACUGCUGAAGUGUACAUUCGAAAUCCGAUGAAUUUGAAACCAACAAUAAUUAAUAUUUCAACAACCGAUGAAAAAAUGAAGAAACCAUAUUGGAUGGUAUUAAAUACAUAUGAGUCACCGCCUGGUACAAUUGAUCGAAAUAAUAUUUUAAGAAAAACUUUUGAUAAAGCAACUAUUCAAGUUGGAUCUAAUCCAUUACAAAUGUCAGAUGAAAAAGUUGAAAAAAUGGAUUGUAAAUUGGAAGAAACUACAAAUACUUCAGAAAUAGAAUGUAGUAUUAAUUCAAAUAUUAAUAAUAUUCCAGAAAUGAAACAGAAAUUAUCUGAACGAAAUAAUGCAAAAAUUUCAAUUUCAUUUGAUUCUAAAUUAGAAUCAAAAAGUGAUCAUAUAAUUAAAACUGAAAUUGAUACAACAAUUCAAUCACAAAUUGUCACUAAAUCAAAAAUCUCAGAUAUCAAAGAUGCUUUAUCGAAUGAUUUUCAAACUUUAGUAACAAUGAAAACGGAUGAAAUUUGCAAAACUCACCAUACCAUAGCAUUUGAACCACUGAUAACAACUGAUAAUGAACCAAUGGAAAUUUGUCGACGUGAAUUAGCAAAUUAUCAAAGAACAAUUUCGGCAGUAAAACAUAAUUAUUCAACUGAUCAAUCAAUAACAAAUUGGCAUGUAACAUAUAAAAUUUUAACAAUAGAUGAUGCAUUAUUUGAAAUUAUAAUUCCAUCUAAUAUUCCGAUUGGUCUUUGGCAAAUGAUUAUGCAAAAUAAUGAAAGAUCAAAUUUAUACACUAUGAAUUUAUGCAUUCUGUUUAAUCCAUGGCAUAAAGAUGACGAGACAUAUUAUCCAAAUGAAAUAGAAUUAAAUGAAUAUGUAUUGAAUGAAUUAGCUGUGAUGCGCAAAUGGAAUCAAAGAGAUGCAUGGCUUUUAGGACAAUUUAGCGCCAUUUGCAUAAAUACAAUAUUGCAAUUGUUGGAAUUAUGUGUGAAAAAUAAUUUGUUAAAAAUGGAUGAACUUGGAUCAGCUUUUGCAAUUGUAAAAGCAAUUGCUAUAGCUAUUAGUAAAUUUAUAUUAGAAGUUAAAUGGAGUGAUUUUCAACAAAACGAUUGUAAAAAUGAAAUUAUACCGAGUGCAUGGAGUGGUAGUAAAGAAAUUAUGGCAUUGUAUAAGAGAUUGGGUGUUAAAAUAGGUUACGGGCAGUCAUGGUGUUACGCUGGUCUUCUUACGUCAAUUUGCCGAUGUGUUGGAAUUCCAUGUCGUAUGGUAACGAUUUAUAAUUUUGCGCCACAAAUUGAUAAUGACGCAUUGAUAAAAUUAGAUAUUAUUGAUGAUUUGCUUGCUGAAAAAAGCAAAGAUACCAUAUGGCAUUAUCAUAUUUGGAAUGAAUUAUGGCUUCAAUCAAAAAUUCUGAGAAAUGAUUAUAAUAAAAGUGAAUGGCAUAUUUGUGAUGCUACUCCAAUUAUAAAAGAGGAGGAUAGUUUAUUAAAUGAAAGGAAAGGAUUAUUUCCGGUACGACAAAUUAAAACGGAUGGUGAAAAAAUAGAACCGGAAAAUGAGAAUGAAUAUUACGGAAAGCAACUUUAUAAAAUGUUAAAUGCUACUAUUAUUUGCAAUUAUUAUUAUCGUGAUCCAAUAACAUAUAAUCCAAUUUUUGCAUAUUCUAAAAAACAUGGAAAGAAGUAA